AUGGACACUUCAAUACCCACCCAGAUCGCUGAGACGGUCCAGACAGCACACAUCAACCGCGCGCCCUCGCCGACGCACGACCUCAAUCCCUCGACCGCCGCUUCAGAGAAGCGCCCCGUCGACAUUGAUCUCGACCUCGACUCGGCGUCCGAUGACGGCAUCGACAACCUCGAAGAUGACAUUCCCUACAGCGUUCUUCGCCCGCGACGUCGCUCCCACAACCUCCCGCCCAUGCCCGACCUGCGCUUCGAGCAGAGCUACCUCAACAGCCUCGCCAAGGCACAGUCAUGGCAGGGCGUGGCAUGGAUCACGACGAGGGACCAGGUCUUGAUGCCGCUGGUGCAGGGCGUCGUGUACAACCUCUUCCUUCUCGGCUGGCAGAGCUGGAACCGCAACGCACAGAUCCAUGGGAGCUCCGUCGGGGCGAGGGUGCGCAGGUGGUGGUAUGGCGUCAACAAGUGGGCGAUACCCGCCCCGAUCAGGAGGUAG
Molecule: messenger RNA, 489 nt
Organism: Verticillium alfalfae VaMs.102
Lineage: Eukaryota; Fungi; Ascomycota; Sordariomycetes; Glomerellales; Plectosphaerellaceae
Exons: 2
Coding region: 1-489 (162 amino acids)
Biological process (GO): mitophagy
Molecular function (GO): mitochondrion autophagosome adaptor activity
Source: RefSeq, a predicted model, not a curated record